Molecule: messenger RNA, 519 nt
Organism: Capsicum annuum
Lineage: Eukaryota; Viridiplantae; Streptophyta; Magnoliopsida; Solanales; Solanaceae
Exons: 1
Coding region: 1-519 (172 amino acids)
Source: RefSeq, a predicted model, not a curated record
AUGAAAAAGUUGAUGCCCAAAAAGAAGCUUGUUGAAGGUGAUACCUUUGAGGUCACAUAUAGGUGUAGUUCUAUCAUGGAUAGUAAGGUUAAGAAAAAGAAAGAUGACCCCGAAACAUUCCCUAUUCCUUAUAUAAUUGGGAUGCAUGAGGUUGUAAAAGUUCUAUGUGACCUUGGUGCGAGCAUCAACUUAAUUCCUUUUGUCAUCUACAAGAAACUCGGAUUGGAUGCCCCUACACCGACCUCUUUGAGACUUUUAAUGGUGGACCGGUCCAUCAAAAGGCUGGUGGGAAUUUUGUUUGACGUCCUUUUUAAAGUGGAAAAGUUUAUACUUUUGGCGGACAUCAUGGUAUUGGAUUGUGAAAUGGACCAAGAGGUACCUAUCAUCCCUGGUCGCCCUUUCUUGGUCACUAGAAUAGCCAUUUUUGAUUUAGAUAUGGCAGAAAUAAAGUUUAGGGUUCAAGUGGAUGAGGUCUCUUUCAAUAUUUGCAAGACAAAGAAGCAAACUGCAGAGCUUUAG